CACCUCUGUUUACUUUGAUGCGCUUCCAUCCCUACACUGAAUGACAAGAAAAAAUUGUUGGUAGCGACAGAAACUGAGGACGGGCAAUUUAAUUUUCAAUAAAAUUUAAUAUUCAAUUUUUCAUCUGAAAUGGCACGUCGCUAUGAUUCCCGUACUACAAUCUUCUCGCCAGAGGGUCGCCUGUACCAAGUUGAGUACGCCAUGGAGGCCAUCUCGCAUGCCGGCACAUGUUUGGGCAUUCUGGCAGAAGACGGCAUUUUACUGGCCGCUGAAUGUCGCAAUACAAACAAGUUGCUCGACGGCGCCGUCCCAUCGGAAAAGAUAUACCGUCUAAACGAUAAUAUGGUUUGCUCGGUGGCCGGCAUCACUUCCGAUGCAAAUGUGUUGACAUCGGAGUUACGCCUAAUUGCUCAGCGUUACCAGUACAGCUAUGGAGAAGUUAUGCCAUGUGAGCAGUUAGUGUCUCACUUAUGCGACAUUAAACAGGCCUACACCCAGUAUGGAGGCAAACGUCCAUUUGGAGUAUCUUUGCUGUACAUGGGUUGGGAUAACAAGUACGGUUACCAACUAUAUCAGUCAGACCCCAGUGGUAACUACGGUGGCUGGAAGGCCACUUGCAUUGGAAACAACUUUGGUGCUGCCAUCUCAAUGCUGAAGCAGGAAUUGGGCGACAAGGAGAACAUUAAGCUUGCUGAAGCCAAGGAUCUGGCCAUUAAAGUGCUGAGCAAGACUUUGGACACCACGAAGCUAACAACAGAAAAGGUUGAAAUGGCCACUUUGCAGCGCAUUGACAACAAUACAGUCUACAGAGUGCUGGAUAGAACCGAUGUGGAAGAGCUCAUUAACAAAUACAACAAACUAGAGGCCGAAGCUGAAGCAGCUAAGAAAGAAAAACAGGCACAGUCGCAGUCAAAAUCUUAGACAUAUUAGAGUUUACGGGUAAUGGUAGACGUCAAUACACCACGUAUAAAUUUUGUACUUGAAAAAAAAAGAAACGGAAAUACAAUUUCAGUUAAGCGAUAUUUUAAA
Scaptodrosophila lebanonensis is the source of this 1029-nucleotide messenger RNA. It is a transcript of the gene Prosalpha3, whose product is annotated as proteasome subunit alpha type-4. Gene Ontology annotation, biological process: ubiquitin-dependent protein catabolic process. Gene Ontology annotation, cellular component: proteasome core complex, alpha-subunit complex; cytosol; nucleus. The transcript is spliced from 3 exons. The record is from RefSeq and is a predicted model, not a curated record. NCBI's taxonomy places the organism in Eukaryota, Metazoa, Arthropoda, Insecta, Diptera, Drosophilidae. Bases 130 to 921 code for a protein of 263 amino acids.